This is a messenger RNA of Struthio camelus australis, 5988 nucleotides long. RefSeq names its product arylsulfatase family member I (gene ARSI). Lineage: Eukaryota; Metazoa; Chordata; Aves; Struthioniformes; Struthionidae. The record is from RefSeq and is a predicted model, not a curated record.
CCUCGGAGCCAAACCAGGCCCCAAACUGGGCCGAGAGAGCGGAACCGGGCCCUCGGAGCCAAACCAGGCCCCAAACCGGGCUGAGAGAGCGGAACCAGGCCCCGAACCGGGCCCUCAGAGGCGAACUUGGCCCUGAACUGGUCCUGGGGAGCCAAACUAGGCCCUGAACCGGGCCCUAGGAGCCGGACUGGGCUGGGAGGGGCCAGACUCGGCCCAGAACUGGUCCUGGGAAGCCGAACAGGGCCCCGAGCCCUAGGCCAGGGGAACUGAGCUAAGGACCGAACUGGGCCGGGGGCUCUGAAUUGGAUAAUAAGCCAAGCUGGGGGAGCCGAGCCCAGCUGGAACAUGAACUGGGCCAAGGGAGCCGAAUCAGGAGCUGAGCCCACAGGAAAGCCCGGCCGGGAGCGGACCCGGGCCGGGCUGGGCCAGGGAGCCGCACCAGGAGCUGCAGUGGGCUGGCCCAAGCGCUGAGUGGAACCAGGAACCAAACCAAACUGGGCUGGGGCAGCCGAGUUGGGAACCGCACCGGGCCGAGAGCCAAACCAGGGCAGGGGAGCUGAACUGGGACAUGAAAUGCGAGCGGUACCCAGACCUGAACUGGACCAGCCUAAGGGAACUGAACCAGUACAGAGAAGCUCCACCUGGACAAACCUGGAACUGAAUCAGGCUAGGGAAAAUGCUCCCAGCAACCAAACUGAACUGGGCAGGGAGAGCUGCACCCAGGAAUCGAACCAGCCAGGGCAGGGGAGCCAAACUGGGACCUGAACCGGGUUGGGGGAAGAGAACCUAGAACCAAACUGGGCUGGAUGGAGGUGUCCAGGAACCGAAUCGGGAACCAAAAAACGCCAAAGAAACUGUACCCAAGAGCCAGACCCACCUGUGUCAUGUGGAGGAGCCAUGCCUGGGAACCAAACCCAGAAUCGAACCGGGCCAGGGAAGCUGCACCUUGGGACCAGCCAGAACUGAACCAGGCCAGGUGGAGGACACAGCCUUGUCUGGGAGACGGAGCAGGCGCUGCUGCUUCAAACACAGGCAAGUGGUGUCUGUGGAAGUCCUGACACCUUCAUGAGAGCAAUCCGCCCUCUUCUAAGCAGUGCCCAGAAGUUAUUUCCAAGAGGAGUGGACAGAGCCUUAAUUUUAAGCAUUCUCCUGCAGUCUUGCGAACCUGAGGUGCACAGUGGUGUAGCUCAGACUCGUGAAAAUCUUGAAAUUGGCUUAGCGCUCAUGAGAUAUUUGCAGUACAGAUUGACACUUUGAAUUUGCCGCUUGGCUCUUUUGUAGGAUGUGUAGUGGGGUGCAUUUUGGACCUUUUUCAUGAAGCAAGGAAUGCUGAAAGUGCUGUUCUGGGGAAGGAGAAAAGGGAGAAAAGAAGGGCUAGGACUGUUGCAUCGUUGUACAGCUCUGCAGGAGAUGAAGAGAAGCCACCAAAUACUGCGGGACACUCACACAUGCAUACCGCUGUUGGCUGUGCUCAUUGCCAGGGAUUAGCACCCGUCCAAGGCUGGCAGAGUGCAGUUUCUGCAUGAAGUGGGUUAACACUUAGCUGAAAUUGAUGGUGGUUUUAGAUAACACGGCAGCUGCGAAAUGUGGUGUCCCAGAAGUGGACUUGUGACCCAUUCCACUACCCCAAAUACGGAUCGGCCGCCUCCAACGAAGAGGACAGGCAGAUGGUGGAAGGGAUGUGGACAGGGCGGUGAUUAUUACAGCACCAUCCACUAAAUCUUUCUGGGCCCUGAGGGCAGAGGCCUUGCUCCCGGAGGACUCAGGGGCUGAAGACUCAGGACUGAUUUAAUGUUGGAUGGACGUUAAGCUGUUCUGAGGAGCUGCCGGGGCAUUUUUGGACUAAAACAGGCAAACGACAAGAAGAGAUGAGACGGCUCCAUGGCACAAAGAACUGUUGGGCAGAGGCCGCGCAGCAGAGGGGCUGCUCUGUUACCACUCUCCCCCUCCCCAUGCUGAUACUUUCCAGGAAAAAUCUGGCUCCCUUCACUUUGGUAGAGGUUUAUUUUUGGAAGGUUUAAUAAUGUCCAUGGUGUGUCUGUCACUCACUCAAAAUACAGAGCCUUUAUUUGUAUUUAUAGGCAAGAUUAAAUAUAAAACUGGCUGUGCUCCAGCUGGCUCCUGCACCAAACUUCUUUGACACGAGCAUCAUCCACAGCAGUAAAGCCACUGGCCAGGUGGCAGUUUUACAGCUCCUGUAAAUGAAAGACAGACCUGGCUCGUCAUUUUUAAGGGUGACCUCCCCCUACACAAAUGGUUAUUGAUGCUCAGAGUAAAUGUGGAUGCGGCAUCUCUGUGAGAGCUACAGGCCUCUGAACCAAGACGGUGUUCCAGCAAGACUGCCUUUGCUUUGAAAUGCCCCUUGCAAAGUGGUACAAGGCCCUAUCAGCUCGAGGCCUGGUGUGGAGACCUGAUUCUCUUAACCAGAGUGGAAGACGCAGGUACCAGAUCCACACGGGCCUGCAGCACUCCAUCAUCCGCCCUCGGCAGCCCAACUGCCUGCCCCUCGACCGGGCCCCCCUGCCACAGAAGCUGCAGGAAGCCGGCUAUUCCACACACAUGGUGGGCAAAUGGCACCUCGGCUUCUACAAGAAGGAUUGCCUGCCCACCCGCCGGGGCUUUGACACCUUCCUGGGCUCCCUGACGGGCAACGUGGACUACUACACCUAUGACAACUGCGAUGGGCCUGGCGUCUGUGGCUACGACCUGCACGAAGGGGAGAAAGUGGCCUGGGACCAGAGCGGGAAGUACUCCACCUUCCUCUACGCCCAACGCGUCAGCAAGAUCCUGGCAUCCCACAGCCCCAAGAAGCCGAUCUUUAUUUACGUGGCCUUCCAAGCAGUGCACACGCCUCUGCAGUCGCCCAAAGAGUACAUCUACCGCUACCGCUCCAUGGGCAACGUCGCUCGCCGCAAGUACGCCGCCAUGGUGACGUGCAUGGAUGAGGCAGUGAAGAAUAUCACCUGGGCCCUCAAGAAGUACGGCUAUUAUGACAACAGUGUGAUUGUAUUCUCCACAGACAAUGGUGGGCAGACCUUCUCGGGGGGAAGCAACUGGCCACUACGAGGCCGCAAAGGGACGUACUGGGAAGGGGGAGUCCGUGGCAUCGGCUUUGUCCACAGUCCCCUGAUCAAACGCAAGCGUCGGACCAGCUGGGCCCUGGUUCACAUCACGGACUGGUACCCAACUCUGGUGAGCCUGGCAAGGGGCAACCUGAGCAGUGUCCCAGGCCUGGAUGGCUACAACGUGUGGCCAGCCAUCAGUGAGGGCAAGGAGUCUCCACGAACCGAAAUCCUGCACAACAUUGAUCCACUGUACAACCAUGCCAAGUACGGCUCCUUGGAAGACGGCUUCGGCAUCUGGAACACAGCCGUGCAGGCCUCCAUCCGGGUUGGGGAGUGGAAACUCCUCACUGGGGACCCAGGCUAUAGUGACUGGAUCCCUCCUCAGACCCUGACCAACUUCCCAGGGAGCUGGUGGAACCUGGAGCGGCUCACCGACGGUCUGAGGAAGUCCAUGUGGCUCUUCAACAUCACUGCUGACCCCUAUGAGCGUUACGACCUCUCAGACCAGCGCCCAGAUGUUGUCAGGGCUCUCUUGAUGAGGCUGGUAUACUACAACCAGACAGCCAUCCCGGUGCGGUACCCCGCCGAGAACCCCCGGGCUCACCCCGACUUCAACGGUGGUGCCUGGGGCCCUUGGGCCAGCGAGGAUGACGUGGAUGAGUGGGAAGGAGGCGGGGAGCCCCUGAAGAAUAGGAACAAGAAGAAAAAGUGCAAGAUCUGCAAGCUGCGCUCUUUCUUCCGCAAGCUGAACACCAGGCUCAUGUCAAACCGCAUUUGACAGGAGACUCCCCCAGCAUCACAAUGCAGCCUGGCCAGGGUGGAGCUCCAGAUGAGCAGCGCCACGGGGCAGAUAGCGGGAGGGAGAAUAACGGACGGAGAGGCAGCCAGCACCCUCUUGCUUUGCCUUGCACCAGGGCACACUCACCCUGAAAUGCCUCUCCUCUCUGUCUGGGCCAGCAGCCGCAUGGAGGGCCAGAUGGGUCGACGGGCAAGGAGGAGUAGUGCAGGCUCAACCACAGUGCUGAGCAGUGAUAUAUGAGUCCACUGAGCUGGGUUGGCCCAUGCACAGCUCUUUCCAAAGCAAGAGAUCCUUUUUCUUCAGGACUGUGCAGGCAAUUGCAAGCUUUAAAUGUUGGCCUUUGCAAAAGGACAUGAAACAGCAUGAAGGGGCCCUGAGCUGGCGUCUCGGAGGGCCUGGCCAGCCUUGGCUAUUCUGACUGUAGGUUUUCCCUCAUUUUUUAUCUUUAUAAAUGUGUUCCUGAUUUUCUAAGUGCUGCCAAGUGGCUGCCGUGUUUGGAACUUGCAGGGCCUCCCCCAACCCCAUUAUACUUCUUUGAACAAGGACAGAUAUUCCUGCCUCAUGGAUGACAAACCUGAGACUGCAGAGACUGGUCUCAGGCUUCCCGCUACAGGGGUCUCACGUGGCGCCAUGACUUCCUCUCUCUGCUGACUCGAGGGGCCCUGCGGCCAGGUGCAAUGAGGAGCUGCGGAGUAGCUGGAAAUAGGCCCUCGAGGUGCUCAGAGGACACCUGGCUCUGCACAUCCCUGCUUUUGGGAGGCAGGUUUGCCCCGAGUGCCGGUGGGUUUGACACGGCCCAGCUAUAUGGCAGACCCCUUUCAUCCGCACUUAGGCCUGGCCAGAUCGCCGAGGCGCAUGGCCGUAGGCAUGCCUGAAUUCUUUGCUAUGCAUCCGUGCAUCCACACUCCUGCCUAGGCGUCCUGCAGGUGCAACCAGCCAGCCAUCCCUGGUUGCCCCAUCUCUGUGCGAGAGCUGUCUCUGACCCGAUCCCUUGCUAUUGAACCUGGAGCAGGGGGAAGAUCUCAGGGAGGUCCCUGCAGAGGUCGUUUGCACUGCUCUGUAGAUGCAGGACCCUUGAAGCUGUAGGAGGAACGGGGAAGUAGGGUCACCCUGACUCCUGCCUUGCAGAGCUGCCCACUCCUUCACUUGUCUUACUUCAUUCAACCUUCCCUGGGGGGACCAUAUGCGUGGAGGUGCCCACUGCAUCCCUUCGCUGCGGAUCAGUGCGGCUCUCCGAGGAGCGCACGCGUGGGGGGAAAUACCUCCCCAUCUGCCUUCCAUGGGGAGUUAACCGAUGCAAUUGUUUGGGGCCAGGCAUCUAGCAAGCACAGGCAGCGAGUGAAGUGCCGUGCCCCCGCGCUUUCAGCAGGGUGCGAGUGUGUGUAUGUGUGCUCAGAUGAGAGCUGGCUAGGAUGAAAGAGGGUAAAUAGCUUUAAAAGCAUUUUGGAUGCAUGGUGCAUUUCCAUUUACACAAUGUAUUUUACAUUUCUCCCCACAGGUUUCUCUUGGUGCAGCGUGUGUAGGCGAAGGCCCUGCUGUGAAUUUUGAAAAUAGUUAUUUUUGUCUCUGGAAAAUGAGGCCCGUUAGGACUUGUCAGCUCUUGGAUGAGCAGUGUGGGCUUUUUUUUUUUUUCCUCCUCUCUCUCCCUUGCAAAAUAACAUUCAUUUAAAAUCUGUCAUUGAAAGAUGUGACAAUUGGCAGAAUGUACACUGAAUACCUUUCAGCGUGCUUUCAAGCCCUGUGUGUGAGAGAGAGGGAUGGGGAUGGGAAGAGAAUGCAAUGACACGUUUGUAUUUUUUUUUUACUCUUAGCUGGAUUAUUUGGGGGAAUUGGGAUUUUCUACAGAAACAAAGAAAAAAAAAGCCGAUAGCAAGGCAUAAUACAGGAGGCCCUGUUACUGUAGCGAUGGAAAGGAGUUUGCAAAGCCAGAGCAUGGAUGUCUGUCUGUCUGUCCGUCCACCUGUCCCACCUGCUCGUUGCACACCAGUUGCUGCACUGCCCCGUUGGCCCUCUGUCCGGCCCUACAGACAUGUCCCCGAGGACAGAAUUAAGGGCAGAUUUUGCAGGGGCACUAAGUGCCUCCAGAGCUGCUCCAUCAGCCUCGGGGCCGCCCCCAGCCUUGCA